Messenger RNA from Cavenderia fasciculata, 3186 nucleotides. RefSeq lists its product as uncharacterized. NCBI's taxonomy places the organism in Eukaryota, Evosea, Eumycetozoa, Acytosteliales, Cavenderiaceae. Gene Ontology annotation, cellular component: EARP complex. The record is from RefSeq and is a predicted model, not a curated record. The transcript is spliced from 6 exons. Gene Ontology annotation, molecular function: SNARE binding. Gene Ontology annotation, biological process: retrograde transport, endosome to Golgi; endocytic recycling. The coding region runs from base 1 to 3186 and encodes 1061 amino acids.
AUGGGAGAUAAUAACCCAAAUAAACUAUCAUCGUUGACUUCGAUGGUAGGCAAUAUGGCCAAUCUACCCAAUCUCAAGUUCAAGUUUGAUGUAUCACAGAUCAAGCACAAGAUUGAUGAAGUUGAGCAUGUCACUAAAAAGACAUUCUCUGCUAUCACUGGUUUACCAAUCGGUACAUCUAGCAAGAAGAAAUCAAAAUAUUAUUAUGAUUUAAAGAAUGAUAUGGCACCAGGAUUAACAGAAGAACAAUUUGCAGCAUCAAUACCAGAAGGAUUCUUUAAAGAAGGAUUCGAUCCAACUAGAUACAUACUCGAUAGUUUACCAAAUACAAAUGAUGACAAGGAAUUAGAUCAAUACCUUGAUGCAAGAGUAAACGAUUAUUCACGAUCUAUGGAUUAUGUAAAUUCAAAAUUAUUUAGUAGAGUUAGAAAAAAUUAUACAGAGUUUGUUGAGGGAAUGGCACAAAUUCAUGAAAUAGGAGUAGAGUUGCAAAGCUCUACGGUUAUGUGUUCAACGGGUAGACGUACAUUGGCAAAGACUAAAAAGAAUCUUACACACACUGCCUUUUUCAUUAUGAGUCGUUACAAGAAACGUACAAUGUAUCAAAAGAUUUUAACCGAUCUGACACACAUUCAAUCGAUUGUGACGUUGGAACGUAUGUUGAAACAAUCACUGUCCGAUGGUGACUAUCCAACCACCAUCAAACUAUAUUUGGAGUGUAGACGUACAAUUCAUGACUAUGGUCACUAUAGUUGCAUCCCAGAAUUGGAUUCGAAUCUUCACCAAAUCUAUCAAGUCGUACAGGAACGUAUUGACAAGGAUUUCCUAAACUCUUGUCGUAUGUUUAAUCCAACCACCUAUCAAAGAGUAUUCACUGCCUACAAGUUGUUGGGUCGUGGUAAUUCCAUCCUCGAUAAACUUAAAAUUAAUUUCGUCGAUCCUAUUGAACCUGAAACAAGAAAUAUUGUUUUUUCUCAUGUAUUACUAAGUGAAGUUAAUGUUAUGAAUCCUGAACAAUUUAAAGGAGUUGGAUAUAAAGAAUUAUGUAAAUCAUUACAAGAUGAACAUUUUGUUAAUUGUUUAUUAGCUAUAUUUGAAUAUCUUUGUGAUAUUAUGACUAGUUUAUAUUUAAUGAAUCAAUUCCAUGUUGAAAAUCCAAUAGAAGAGGAAAGUAAAAUAUUUUCAGAUAUUAGUUCAGCUUUGACAAGAUUUAAAAAGACUAUAUGGGAUACAAUGCAAAAACAGGUUACACAUUUAUUGGAUAGAAAAUUGGUGGCAUUCAAGAUUGAUGAUUUCCUUUUGAUUUUGAAUUCAGUGACCAAGAUUUCAGAGAUUGGAGAAGAGUUUAGUGGUAGUCCAUCACAUCAUCUUCGUAAAUCGAUUAUCGAUCAGAGUAAAUCAUUCUUUGAAUUCCUUCACAAGUCAAAGGUUGAUGAUAUUCGAACGGUUUUGGAAAAUGAAUUUUGGACUCAUAUCCCAGUGCAAUCAGAUUUUAGUGCAAAGGUUGAAUUGCGUUUGGACAAGAGAUUAAAGAGUCACAACAACGAUAAACAUCUUACAGGUGAUCAAUUAUUCCACGCCAUUCAAGACAAUGGUAAUCCAUUCUCUCAAUUGAUCAGUUAUAAAAACAAAAGACAAACUUCAAAUAUUUCAAUUUCUCCUACCAACCUUACUCCAUCUUCUUCUUCACCUUCUUUAAAAGAAAAAGAAAAAGAAAUUAAUAAGAAUAAUAAGGAUGAUGAUAGUAGUAGUGAAGAAGAAUAUUAUGAAGAAGAAGAAGAAGAUAGUGAUGACGAAAAUAACAAAAAAAAUAAUAACAAAAAGAAUAAUAAUAAUAAUAAUAAUAAGAGAAAUGGAAAUGGAGCAUCAGGAGGAAAGAAAACAAAACAAGAAGAAAAGAAAGAAGAAACUAAAAAUGUUUUAGUAUCUUCAGCUACCAUUUCUUUUGUUAGAAAUAUUGCAAACUUGGAGGCACUCACCACCAAGAUUGAAAAGACCAUCUCUCAGGAAAAGCAAAACGAAGAUCUUUCAUUUACCAAACCAGCAUUGUUCAAGUUUAUCAAUCGCAUGAAGGAGCGUCUCGGUCUGCCCCUCAUUGCCACUGCCUCGUCCAACCUCAGUUCCAUCACGUCGGGUCUCAGCACCAUUGGCAAUAUCUCUGGUAUCUCUAGCUUUGCCAAUUUGGCAUCGAACCAAUUCUCACAGAUAAAGUCGGUCAUUAAAGAGACGACAGCCACGGUUGGAAACAAGCAGAAAUCACCCAAUUUGGACGCCAUGUAUGCUACACCCGCCGGCAGCGGUCAGCUUGGAGGUGGUGCACCCGCUUCACCAACGAGUGUGCGUUGGAUUGCGCCACGUAUCAACUACUCGGCUUUGGAGCUCGGUGAUCCCAACCUCAUGUUUAAUUUGCCCGUGCGUAUCAUUGCCGUCGAGUCACUCUCGUUUAUCGAGGAGGCGUUGCGUGUCGCCUUAUCAGUCUUCCAGCCUCUGCUGCCAUCCAACCACACGGACAAGAUCAACGAGUUUUAUGCACAGGUCAUUAGCAUCAUUCCCGACUUGCAGACACACUUUAUAAAGACAACAGUGUCUGCCUAUUUUUCACAUGCGUGCGGACCACUCUAUUUCUCCAACACUAUUGCCGAGGAACGUUGGAACAACAAAGAGGUGCGUGGCACCAAGAUGGUGGCCUAUGCCGAGGACUUUUUAAAAGAGUUUAACAAGUUCUUUAAACGUCUAGACGACGCCAUCAAACAACAAGAGUUUAUCACGGCCAAAGAAAAGAAAAAGAUUGUCGUGGCUUCACUCGAAUUCUUUGUACAACAGUUGGUUGAUGGUUACAGUCGCGUAAAGUCGUGCUCACCAGAAGGUCGUAACAACAUGGUGCAAGAUUUGCUCAACAUUAGCGCCAAGCUAGAGAAACUUGCUGGCGUCCCCUUUAACGUCAGCUAUGCCCAAAACUAUCUCCGUGGUUACAUCACAUUUGCUGCCCUCACCGAACCAGAAAUCAUCCAAUGGGCUCGUGACCAUGAGGAAUAUCCUAUCAAACACGUCUCCACUCUUGUACUUCAAUCUGUAUCCUCUAAAAUCGAUAAAAAUCAAUUGGUUCAACAUCUUGAAGAAAUGGAUCGUAAACGUAGACAUUUAUCAUCAGUCUCUACUACUACUACUACAACAAAAUCAAAUUAA